Molecule: messenger RNA, 2715 nt
Organism: Balaenoptera musculus (blue whale)
Lineage: Eukaryota; Metazoa; Chordata; Mammalia; Artiodactyla; Balaenopteridae
Gene: TRAF4
Product: TNF receptor associated factor 4
Exons: 8
Coding region: 87-1613 (508 amino acids)
Biological process (GO): signal transduction; activation of NF-kappaB-inducing kinase activity; positive regulation of JNK cascade
Molecular function (GO): zinc ion binding; protein binding
Source: RefSeq, a predicted model, not a curated record
CGCCCGCAGCCGGGAGCGCGGCCGGAGCGAGGCGCGGGCUGUGGGGCCGCCGCGAACCCGGCCCCGCUUGCCCGUGCCCGCCCGCCAUGCCCGGCUUUGACUACAAGUUCUUGGAGAAGCCCAAGCGUCGGCUGCUGUGCCCGCUGUGCGGGAAGCCCAUGCGCGAGCCCGUGCAGGUUUCUACCUGCGGCCACCGCUUCUGCGACACCUGCCUGCAGGAGUUCCUCAGUGAAGGAGUCUUCAAGUGCCCUGAGGAUCAACUUCCUCUGGACUAUGCCAAGAUCUACCCAGACCCAGAGCUGGAGGUACAGGUACUGGGCCUGCCUAUCCGCUGCAUCCACAGUGAGGAGGGCUGCCGCUGGAGUGGGCCACUUCGCCACCUACAGGGCCACCUGAAUACCUGCAGCUUCAACGUUGUCCCCUGCCCCAACCGCUGCCCCGCCAAGCUGAGCCGCCGGGAUCUGCCCGCGCACCUGCAGCAUGACUGCCCCAAGCGGCGACUCAAGUGCGAGUUCUGUGGCUGUGACUUCAGCGGGGAGGCCUUUGAGAGCCAUGAAGGUGUGUGCCCGCAAGAGAGUGUGUACUGUGAGAACAAGUGUGGUGCCCGCAUGAUGCGGCGGCUCCUGGCCCAGCAUGCCACCUCUGAGUGCCCCAAGCGCACCCAGCCUUGCACUUACUGCACCAAGGAGUUUGUCUUUGACACCAUCCAGAGCCACCAGUACCAGUGCCCGAGGCUGCCUGUGCCGUGCCCCAACCAGUGUGGCGUGGGCACCAUGGCUCGGGAGGAUCUGCCGGGCCACCUCAAGGACAGCUGUAGCACUGCCCUGGUGCUGUGCCCAUUCAAAGACUCCGGCUGCAAGCACAGGUGCCCUAAGCUGGCAAUGGCACGGCACGUGGAGGAGAGCGUGAAGCCACAUCUGGCCAUGAUGUGUGCCCUGGUGAGCCGGCAACGGCAAGAGCUGCAGGAGCUGCGACGAGAGCUGGAGGAGCUGUCCGUGGGCAGUGAUGGCGUGCUCAUCUGGAAGAUUGGCAGUUACGGGCGACGGCUACAGGAGGCCAAAGCCAAGCCCAACCUCGAGUGCUUCAGCCCCGCCUUCUACACGCAUAAGUAUGGCUACAAGCUGCAGGUGUCUGCAUUCCUCAAUGGCAAUGGCAGUGACAAAAAGUUCUCCCAUCAGUACUCAACCCUUAAGAAGAUUCAAACCACCAAGAGGGCCACUUCUCAUGCUACAGAUCACUUCCACCUGCCAGAAGUCCUCAAAUUCCAAAAUGUUCGAGAAGGUUGGAGAAGUUUGUGGGGUGGGGGGAAGGAAACCACCUAUCACACCACCUAUUACUUCCACCUGCCAGAGGUCCUCAAAUUCCAAAAUGUUCGAGAAGGUUGGAGAAGGCUGUGGGGUAGGGGGAAGGGUCGUUUAGUCUUAAGCUGGCUUAUUAGCAAACCGGAUCCCCGUUUUUCAGUGACGGACAGUCCUUGGAGUGAAAGUGGCAUUACAUUGAACUGGACCAACAGUGAAGGGCAGCGAACCAUUCUUAACCACCAAAUCCCACCAAGCCCCCUGCAGCCCUGCCUAGGGGGAGGGCCGGUGAGCCAGGUGCCCUCCAGGGGCUGACUGAACACACCUGGUCUGGGAUAAUGGAGUGGGAGGGCUUCUGACGGGGACAAAUACUAUAGGGAUCCCCUUAAAAAUGAGAAAUUACUUCUCUUAAUAAGACAUAUUAAAAACCGUUACGAAAGAUCACCUCAAACACUGACAGCAUUAAACGAAUAGGACAAGAUCAAAGGUGAGUUUUUUCAUUUUACUGGUUUAUAAUAAUCUUAAAAACCCCAUCACACCCAUAAACCACCACAGGUGAGAAGAUGAGGGAGAUGGAGAAUGAAUGCUACAGUAUGUGGGCAGUGUGGGGAUCCAGGUAUCUUCUAGGGGCAGUGUGGAAUGGAGGCAGGGGGUGCGGAUAGGAGGCCCUGGCUUGGACCCUUAUUGCUGGUUGGGGGUUGGCUGGCAGAGGGGGAGAGGGGCUCAGGGUGAACUAGGAAACAUCUCACACCAAAGGCAAGGGUAGGUGGGGGGCAGGGGGUCACAGUACAUUUUCCAUGCAGACUAGGGGUGGGAGUGAGAGCUUCAGAGGCUUGCACCCCUACACAGGAAGAGAUGGGUUUGAGGUUUGACUUUAAGCCCCCAAGUUGGUGUCUGAUCCAGUUUCCUAAAAUGGCAGCUCACCUUUUGGGGAGAGGCAUUGGAAAAAAUUACCGCAAAAAAUAUCUGGUUUGGAGAUCAAGCAAGGGAUAAGGUGAGACAAUGGUGUUCAUUCAGAAGCGAGAACUGGAAGGGGCCCCUGGGUGAGAUGGUGGCCAACACACAGGGAGAAGGCAUCGCACCAGAAGCUGCAGGUGCUCCUGGGGGCUCAGGACAGGGAGGUGCCAGUGUUCACAGACGGCAGGAAAACCAUUGGGAACAAUGAGUUAGGACUUCAUGUUGCUAUCAUUUGGCAUAACACAAUCAGGCAUUUUUUUCUUUUUUCUCUUUUUAAAUAUAAGGCAACUUGCCAACACAUAAUUUAAAAACUGGUCUUCAGUCACAUUGCUUCAGAUCACUAGAGAAUUUCUGGCUAAAGAACAGCAGACAAUAUAGUAAACAAAACCCCAAAUCUUAAAUAAGAACAUCAGCUCACAUUCCCCAGAGACAAGAGGAAAGGGUAGGGCUUACUUGGUUU